Ostertagia ostertagi is the source of this 411-nucleotide messenger RNA. The record is from the annotation of a GenBank genome assembly. Lineage: Eukaryota; Metazoa; Nematoda; Chromadorea; Rhabditida; Trichostrongylidae.
AUGUUCCGUGGAGGAAGCGUCCGAAGGAAAAGCAUGCAGCCACAGAGGGAGGCUGGCAGUUUGCCGCCACUCUGCACACGAAUUUACAUCGUUUACGGCGACAGUGAAGAGUUCACCUUGGAACGACAAAUGCUAUGGAUGGACGUGCUUCCGGAACUGCAGAGCUUCGCGUUCCAUUCGGGCUUCGAUCUCGAGUGGAUCGAUCCGCUGAGCGAACGAGGCAGAUUGAACGAAGAAAUGCUCGAGCAGAUGAUGGACGGCAUUCUGGAGGAGAGCAGUUGGUUGAUAUGCGUUCUUGGAGACAAGUAUGGCACAGUUGGACCCCCUGUCAGGAUUCCGAAAGGCGAGUUCGAAACGAUUCGAGCAGCAGUAUUCGAGCAAAGAGCCGGUGAGUUCCAGGAAGUGUUUUAA